Messenger RNA from Purpureocillium takamizusanense, 480 nucleotides. RefSeq lists its product as uncharacterized. The transcript is spliced from 3 exons. Lineage: Eukaryota; Fungi; Ascomycota; Sordariomycetes; Hypocreales; Ophiocordycipitaceae. The record is from RefSeq and is a predicted model, not a curated record. Bases 1 to 480 code for a protein of 159 amino acids.
AUGUUGCCCGUGACCUUGACUCCUACUGCCAUGCUUGGCCUUUUCGCCGCUGCUGCGGCCCAGCUCACCUCACAGUGUCAGUUUGUCCGCUUCUCGCCCGGGUUCGAUCCUAAUGACCCAAUAUCGUACACGGCCCGGUGCGCGAGGGUGCCAGGCGAGCCUGCCGAGGUAUGCUCCGAGCUUCGUCUCGAGCAUUGUUUCACCAAUAACGAUGGCAGUCUCGGGGCUGCGAUCGAUGACAAUGCGGAGCGCUUCACGAGCUCCUGCCCGAGCUGCAACGUCGAUUCGAGCGGAACAAUCAUGUUUUGCAUCUGCGAGCGGUUGAGCAAGUCAUACGUCUACACAUCCAUCAGAUUAGGCGACUUCAUCACGGUUCACGACGGCUUGUUGGCCUGCACAACCACGGUCGCGCGCCAGAUAUCCGAAUGUCCAGUUUCGUGGAUCGGAGGUCCGCCUAGGCGACGCCACUUCGUCGGGUGA